AUGAGACUGAGGUCGGUCGGAUUCAGGGAACGCGUUUCCGACUCGCCAGUAAGAGAUGCCAGAAAAGAAUCCUUUUUGAAAUCGGAUGAUUCGUUUAACUUGACGAUGGAAUCUGAACCUGGCUCACCCUCCUUUUUGCGAUCUAACUCAUUUGUCCAGCGAUGCGACUCGAUUCCCUGUUCGCCGCUCAUCGCAAGCCAAAUGUUCAAGACAUCGAUAUCAAGCACACCUUUUCGUCUGAAGGAAAGUAUACAGGCACUAGAAGAAAGCGAGGGCGAUUCAGAUGUUUUCGACAAUAAAGAGGACGACCAGGAAAAUCACAACUUCGACGGGUUAGCAAAUGGCCAAAUGCACACGAAAAGAAAACGAAUGUCCACAACUGGCUACAGUCAGUCUGUCUCGUCCCCAAGAGAACCACUGAAGAAAAAGCACCGGCAGGGCUUCCACGCGCCGGUUAUCGACACGUCAAAGGACUUUUUGAAUUUCGCAACAGACGAAGAAGGAAAUCUCAUUGGAAAUUUCAAAGCCAAGUGUCUGUUGGACAUUGUAACGGGUCCGCGUGGCAGCUUCAAAUAUAUAGAGCCGAUAGUGUUGAGAGAUUUGCUCGUAAACGGUCACCCGAAUGUGGAGAGAAUCGAGAUUAUCGACGCGCGAUAUCCAUACGAGUUCAACGGAGGCCACAUAAAAAACGCGCAUAAUAUUACGUCACAGGGGCAAAGCGACAAUGGACAGGCAGAAAGUCAGCUGGCGCAAUUUUUCGAUGAGAAACUGACGAAGUUCGACGAGAAGAGGCGCCGGAUCAUGGUGUUUCACUGCGAGUUUAGCUCAGAGCGCGGGCCGCGAAUGUACAACAUCUUCCGCGCGAUGGAUCGCAAGAAGAACGCCUAUCCCGAACUCGACUGGCCCGAGAUCUACUUGUUAAAGGACGGCUACAAGCGAUACUGGGAGGAGAUGCAGAGUGAUCCAAAUGCACAUCUGCUUUUUAGCAGUGUUUCGUACACACCAAUGCUGGCGGACAAAAACGAACUGCAACAGAUUCGAAGAUUGCGCCGCAAAGCCAAAACAGCUCCUUCUUUCGUGCCGUCAUCAAAGAAGAGCGAAAAGCUCUGA
Oikopleura dioica is the source of this 1110-nucleotide messenger RNA. Lineage: Eukaryota; Metazoa; Chordata; Appendicularia; Copelata; Oikopleuridae. The record is from the annotation of a GenBank genome assembly.